AGAAAGAGAGAUAGGGAAAGAGGCGGGGCUUAGAAAGUAUGAACUUGUGUAUGAUUGAGCUGCAGGAAGCAUUAAGAGGAGAAAGACUGCACACAGGACGCCGAAUACUCACUCUUUUCGCCUUUACAGAGGACGAGUGGCCUUAUGGGUCCUCAAGAGGGACUUUUUCCACCGGGUCACACUUUUUCUCCGGCGCCCCUUCACUCCUCAGACUUGUCUUGUUAAUAAAAUCCGGAGCACUCAGCUUGAACCCGGGCUGUUUUUCCUCUUCCCACUGUGCGUAAUUUCUCCCCUGGAUCGAAGAGAAAGCGACAUCACAACAACACGAGGACGAGGAAUCAAGACAGAAAUUAAACAGACUGUGGGAAACAUGAAAACCGUCUUGGAUAUCUGCUUGCUUUUCCUCAUGCUGAACACCCCCGGCGUGCUGUCCUUGUCCACACAUGUAGCACUAAUCUACCCCCAGGACCCUGUCCUGCGCAUGGGGUCCAACCUGACCGCCAGCUGCUGGAUCCACCCUGACCUCGGCGUCCACGCCAGCUCUCUGUUCUGGACGCUAAACGGCCAGCAGCUGCCCAGCUCCAUGUACAGAGUGCUCAGCCCGACCAACCUCAGCGUGACACUGGCAGGACUCAACGCCUCCAGGCAGACAUCCGGAGACAACCUGGUCUGUCACAAUCACAAGGGACACAUCCUGGCCGGAUCCUGCCUCUACGUCGGGAUGCCUCCAGAGAAGCCAGUCAAUCUGACCUGCUGGUCCAGGAACACCAAAGACCUGACUUGCAGCUGGGCUCCAGGGGGAAGAGGAGAAACCAACAUUAGCACCCAGUACAGGCUCAAGUACAAGCUCAGAUGGUACGGUAAGGAGAAGGAGUGUGAAGAUUACACUCAUUCACAGCCGUACUCCUGCAGCAUCACUCGGGACCUACACCUCUUCACACCCUACGAGAUCUGGGUGGAGGCCAUCAACCAGCUUGGACAAGCUACCUCUGAUGUCAUCACCCUCGACAUCUUAGACGUGGUAACCACGGACCCCCCAUCAGGUGUGGCGGUAAGCCGCGUUGGGUUGUUAGAAGACCAGCUGAGUGUUCGCUGGGAGGCCCCGCCUGCUCUCAAAGACUUCCUCUUUCAGGCCAAAUACCAGAUCCGCUACAGACUGGAAGACAGCCAAGACUGGAAGGUGAUGGAUGACGUAGGGAAUCAAACAUCUUGCAGACUAGCUGGACUGAGACCUGGGACAGUGUAUUUUGUUCAGGUUCGCUGUAACCCUGUGGGCAUCUACGGCUCUCGUAAAGCUGGGAUCUGGAGCGAGUGGAGCCAUCCUACUGCUGCGUCUACACCCCACAGCGAGCGCUUGAUGUCGGGCUCGUGUGACUCGAAGUCGAGCGGGGACUCUAACUCCACCCUGCGCAGGGAGCUGAAGCAGUUCUUCGGCUGGGUGCGGAAACACGCCUACGGCUGCAGCAGUAUGUCCAUGAAACUGUACGACCAGUGGAGAGUGCUGAUGCAAAAAUCCCACAAAGCUCGCAACCAGGUAGGUUCUCCAAGGGGAUAAAUCCUAGCAUCGGCUUUACAAGCAGAAAACAAGUCAAGGAAAGAACUGAGUGUGUGUGAGUGCUUUUGUCUGUGUGUGUAUGAGAGAAGAGAUUGUUUUCUUAUACGGGAAUUAUAAGACAUUUUUCUGUGGACAUUUUGUGCAAAUACCAGCCGUGGCUAUGAGAAGACAUCCAAAAAGAAGCUGUGGGAUUUUUCUUCUUUUAUGCAUCUUUUCCAGUCGACAUGAGCACUUUUAUGUCUGAAAAUGUGCAACUUAGAAUGAUGGACCCUCCACAGAAAUCCUGGUGCCAUUAUUAAAAAGACAUCACUCUGCUUUCCAAGAGAUGUAGCAGCAUGAAUAAAGACUUUGACGCAUAUUUUCUCUGAAUGUGCGUAAAAAGAGGAUUCAAACGCUCUUGGAAGUGUUUCCUGAACAUCGAAAAAAAGUAUUCUCUGACCUUCUUUACCUUCUCCUGUGGAUCCAAAGCACCAUCUAGUGGUCGUUCGGCAUCAAUGUACUCUCCAAUACCAAGGCUCUCACUGUGGUCCUGAUGUAAAGAGAGAAAAGUGACAAAUAAUCACCCAGUAUUUCUCAUCCAUGCUUUGUUAUAUGAGUGGAAAAUGUGCCAAACUGGCUCAGCCAGCGUUCAUGUGUUUCUGAGUGACAGUUCAGAGACUGGCAUGUUUUGUGUUUGUGUGUGGAGACAUUUCACUGCCUUUAUUUUUGUACUGAAUUGUACCAGCAUAUUUAAAACUGUAUAAAGUUAUGGUUUAUUUCUUAAGUUAUGUUUAGUUAGUAAAGAAAUACUAAUGACUGAA
This is a messenger RNA of Notolabrus celidotus (New Zealand spotty), 2355 nucleotides long. It is a transcript of the gene crlf1a, whose product is annotated as cytokine receptor-like factor 1a. Gene Ontology annotation, biological process: cytokine-mediated signaling pathway. NCBI's taxonomy places the organism in Eukaryota, Metazoa, Chordata, Actinopteri, Labriformes, Labridae. The transcript has 9 exons. The record is from RefSeq and is a predicted model, not a curated record. The coding region runs from base 371 to 1555 and encodes 394 amino acids. Gene Ontology annotation, cellular component: external side of plasma membrane. Gene Ontology annotation, molecular function: protein binding; cytokine receptor activity.